This is a messenger RNA of Physeter macrocephalus (sperm whale), 736 nucleotides long. RefSeq names its product glycine-rich protein 1-like. The annotation marks the transcript as partial. Lineage: Eukaryota; Metazoa; Chordata; Mammalia; Artiodactyla; Physeteridae. The record is from RefSeq and is a predicted model, not a curated record. The transcript has 2 exons.
CGCAUGCGUGCUGCAGGAGGGGCUGCAGCAGCAGCGACAGUAGCAGCAUACGCUCAACCGGGAGGAGGAGCAGCAGAAGCGAAGACUAGCACGGGAGAGGGAAAACUGACGGGGACAGCGGAAACAGCAGCAGGAGAAGCGAGGGAAACAGAUGGCAGCCACAGAGGAGGAGGCAGGCAGCAGCAGUUAGGCCGAGGCUGCGCUCAAGCAGGAGCAAGAGAGACAGGACAGGGCGCAACAGCAGCAGGAGGCAAAGCAGCCACGGCAGCGGGGAGGCCACCGGCUGCGGCGGAGGAGCCGCGUGGGAUGGUGUUGCACAAGGACGCCUCUCCUCCUCCUGUUGCGUCUACUACUUCCGGAAUGCGGGGGAGAGAACAAGCAACGCGAAGAGGAAAACCAGAAGACGCAGCUGCUACUGCUGCUGCCGCGGAAGAGAAAGAGGGAGAACGAACGGGACGGGAUAAGCGACAGCAGAAGUCACGGACAAUCGAACAGGCUAAAGACACUGGAAGAAGGAAGAAACUCAAGACCAGCAGCCCUCCCGCGGUCGAACAGAAAACAGACGUUUCUGGUGCAGCUGCCGCAGCUGCUAGUGCUGGCGCUGGCGCAUCAGACGGGGAGAGCGGCAUUCCUGCGGCUGCGCGCAGACGGCAGCGAGGGCACGCAGCUGAAGGCAGCAGCGCCCUGCCUCCUUCCAAGCAGCAGCUGCAGCAGCAGCCCCGGCAGCAUGUCACAC